AUGGCAGAAUAUAAAGGUGCAUCGUCAGAAGGGCAGCGACAAGCCAUGCUGGAAAAGCAAAGAGCAAAAAUGUUGAGCGAUUUUGAGAAACAGAGGGAAAAGAUCGCUAAAGAUAAUCAAGUUAACAUAACCAACAGCAAAUUCGUGACACAGUAUGAUGAUGUAGAAGAUUCAUUAAAGAAAGAAACGAUUGGGUUGGUUAAGCUUGAAGAUUUUCAAAAGAUUAGAAAAGAAUUACAAGUUCAAAAAGAAAGAGAGGCUGCAAGAACUGCUGAGUUAAAAGAUGACAAAAUCAAAAAAAAGCGUAAAAAGAAGGAAGAAAAGGUUAAGUUAUCUUUUAAUUUAGAAGAUAGUGAUCAUGAAGAUGAUGAUAAUGCUAUUAAAAGUGAAGAAGAAUCGGAUAUAGCAUCAAAGAAAAAACCAAAACUAGGUAAAAAUCCUAACGUAGACACAUCAUUUUUACCUGACCGUGAUAGAGAAGAAGAAGAACGUAAAGAAAGGGAACAAUUACGACUAGAAUGGUUACGGAAACAAGAAGAAAUCAAAAAUGAAAAAAUUAGUGUCACAUAUUCUUAUUGGGAUGGUACUGGUCAUCGAAAAACUGUAUCUUGUAAGAAAGGUGAUUCUAUCGCAAGCUUUUUAGAAAAAUGUCGGCAGCAAUUUCAUGAGUUGCGCGGAGUUAGCGUUGAUAACCUGAUUUAUGUUAAGGAAGAUUUAAUUAUUCCACAUCAUUACACAUUUUACGAUUUCAUCAUCAAUAAAGCAAGAGGAAAAUCUGGACCUUUGUUUAGUUUUGAUGUGCAUGAUGACGUUCGUUUAACACAUGAUGCUACAGUCGAAAAAGAUGAGUCACAUGCUGGUAAGGUGGUUGAACGAAAUUGGUAUGAAAAGAAUAAACAUAUCUUUCCAGCAAGUCGAUGGGAAGUCUAUGAUCCAGAGAAAAAUACAUCGAAGCGGUGUUUGAACAGCUCGGCUCGUCGUUCGACAAAAUUUCAACGAGUUAAACCUCAUGUAAAUAUCGGUACAAUUGGUCACGUUGAUCAUGGAAAAACAACAUUAACUGCCGCAAUCACUAAAUGUUUGGCAUCAAAAGGAAAAGCUAAAUUUAAAGAUUAUGGUGAAAUUGAUAAAGCUCCAGAAGAAAAAGCUAGAGGUAUUACUAUCGCUACAGCUCAUGUUGAAUAUGAAACUGAUUCAAGACAUUACGCUCAUAUCGAUUGUCCUGGACAUGCUGAUUAUAUUAAAAAUAUGAUCACUGGUGCUGCGCAGAUGGAUGGUGCAAUUAUCGUAGUAUCAGCUACAGAUGGUCAAAUGCCUCAAACACGUGAACACUUACUUCUCGCUAGACAAGUUGGUGUAUCAAAUCUCGUAGUAUUUGUCAAUAAAAUUGAUGCGGUUGAUGAUAAAGAAAUGUUGGAAUUAGUUGAAAUGGAAAUGAGAGAUUUAUUAACUCAAUAUGGUUUUAAUGGUGAAGAAACUCCUAUAAUAAUGGGUUCUGCUCUUGCUGCUCUUGAAGGUCGAGAUCCAGAAAUUGGUGAAAAAGCUAUAGAUAAAUUAAUGGAUGCUGUUGAUAAACAUAUUCCUACACCUAUAAGAGAUUUAGAUAAACCAUUCUUGAUGUCUAUUGAAGGUACUGUUGCUACUGGUAGAGUGGAAAGGGGUACCGUCUCAAAAGGUUCUGAAAUUGAAAUAGUUGGUAUGGGGCAAACAGUAAAAACCACAUUGACUGGUAUAGAAAUGUUCCAUAAAGAACUUGAUAAAGGAAUGGCAGGUGACAAUAUGGGAGCUUUAUUACGUGGUAUCAAACGAGAACAAAUUCGACGAGGACAAGUACUUGCCGCACCUGGAACAGUUAAAUCUUACAGGAAAUUUUCGGCUCAAGUUUACGUUCUUACAAAAGAAGAAGGUGGAAGACAUACUCCAUUCAUGCAAAAUUAUAGACCACAAAUGUUCUUUCGAACAUCUGAUGUAACUGUUACAUUGACUUAUCCAAACGGUACCGAAAAUCCGGAUGAAAAAUUUGUUAUGCCAGGAGAUAACGUCACGCUUGAGUGUGAACUUGUCCAUGAUAUGGCUGUUGAACCUGGUAUGAGAUUUACUAUCCGAGAAGGUGGUAAAACAGUUGGAACUGGUGUUAUUGUUGAUAUUCGUGAAUAA
Cetraspora pellucida is the source of this 2157-nucleotide messenger RNA. Lineage: Eukaryota; Fungi; Glomeromycota; Glomeromycetes; Diversisporales; Gigasporaceae. The record is from the annotation of a GenBank genome assembly.